AUGCUGCGACCCUACCACCCGGAAGUAUCCAAAGACCCAAGGACGCUAUUGCAAACGCCUCGAACCUGCACUAGCAAGCCCCUGAACAAAGGCAACUAUGUUCAUUUAGGUCUUGAGCGUGGUCUGGUGGAUCAACUUCACAGUCUGCCAGAAGCAACCGUUCCUCAAAUGCACAUCCAACUGCAUAUCGACGGCAUGAAGAUAUUUAACGGGUUUAGUCAGAGCCUGUGGCCUAUUCUUGUUCGUGUUCGCCAUCCGGUUGUUGCUCAGCCCUCCAUUGUUGGAGUGUUCUGCGGUACCGGGAAGCCCGAUCCGUUGGACGACUUCCUGGGCGACUGUGUUGGCAAGCUGAAAGACAUGCAUACACAUACGCAAAAUAUCGUCAAGGUGAGCUUAGACAACGUCACCUGUGGCACCCCUGCCCGAUGUUUUGUGCGGCAAGUUAAAGUUCAGCGUGUUUCGAAUUUGGUUUGAAAUUUUCGACCUCGAGGGAUUUCACUUUUAUCGGGAUUUCUAUCUACCGGACGUCCUCAAGGCUCGUGGGUGUUAAGAAUCCGAUUCGUCUUUGCGACUGAUCUAUCCUUGGAAACCUACACCAGGACUUGUGAGGGAUAACCUACCUUCGUCCAGUCGCCUCUCUGCAACAGCACUGAGAAAUCGCAAAAACCUACAAAAGGCUGAGUCAUUUACCUUAUAUCUUUGAUCUGGUUGAAAAUUCGUUUCAUAGCUUUAAGAAAACCGCUUGAAACUUGUAAACUCGGUAAUGUUAUCCAGAGAAAUGCCCUCAAAACAUUGUGUAAAAUGCUCGCCCCAGGCGGGAUUCGGACGCCGUCCGUCGCUCGGCCAGGAAACCGUCAUUACCACUAAGCCACUGACUCGCGCCAGCGUCGUCAAAUUAAAUAAUACAUCAUGUAUUACGCACGAUAUUAAUGACUGCAGUGUUGGGCGUUCUGCUGUCAGACCAAUCCCCGUAAAACGAGCAAAAAGUCUAGUGACGUUGGGGGAUGUCGCAUACGACGAUGAAAUCUGUACCACAUGUUUCGGACUCAUCCAUAAGUUUUCGAAAAUGGAGGGGGAGUUAAAAGGUCUAAAAAUGGAGGUAGAAUAGUUGAGGAAGCUUACUCACCACUUACGUGAAGAGAAGAAGCCGACGAAUUCGGCAUUCCAGAAUCCGAAAAAAAAACAUAUGCAACCACGGCUUCUUUAGCCAUAUCAAACGCUGAAACUGACGACGGUUCGUCCAGGGAACUAGACACAGUUGAAUGCCAAUCUCUUAGGAGAGAAAAAGACCAGCCAAAUCGAACACAGAGAACGAAGAAACAUCCCAGAAAAACAACGCGCACCUCUAUACGGUCCAAAAAACGAAGGCCGCUUACGUACACGCAGACCAGCGAAGGAGAACGACCAGGAGGCCUACGAAGGACCGCCGGAGGCUCCCAAAUAUGUUGAACAAUAAAGAUAUCGGAACACCUUGUGGACCGAAUAUUCAGGAGGAGGCUUCAAAAGAAACUGAGGUAAACUUUUUCGACGAACACAUUGGAAACACAGAAGGAAGGGUUAUCAACAGGAAGAUAAAUGAAUCGUACACGGAUCUCAGUUUCGCCAACCCAAUAGCUAGUUCAUCCGAAACCAGCGAAACUAGCAAACUUGAGAAGAACGCUCAGCCAUUCAAAAGAUGUGUGACAACAACGGGCACUAGGUUCUGUCGCAAGCAAAAUGUAGUUAUAAAAGGAGUACCCGAAUCAACGGCAACAAUUCCAAAGGAGAGAGUUAUGCAUGACUUAGACCUUCUUCAAGUGUAUGCGAAAGCUUUGUUAAUAGACAAUGAGUCACUUAAUGUUCUCAAAGCAUUCCGAAUAGGGAAGAGUCAGUCAGCAUCCGGUUCCGAUUCCCGGCCUCGACCCCUAAAAGUCAUUUUGGAGACUGAAGCACAGGCCCAGCUCCUGUUACAGAGAAAAUAAUCUCUGCGGGGUCAGCAUUCUGAAGUUUUUUUCAGCCGGAUUACGAGCCAAAAGAGCGAAUGAAAAUGAGAGAGCUGAUGACGGAGCUGGAAAAGCGGAGAAGCAGCGGCAAACACGCCUACAAAUUAAAAACGGACAAAUAAUUCAGGUCAACAGGACAGCCUAAACGACAGCAUAACCGAUGCAAAGGUGCCAACUCCUGAGGCUUCUCGAACCAGUGGCCGUUGUCUAUAAAUCUAUUACACUAACUGUCAGAGUCUUCUAAACAAGCUAGAUGAACUCAGAUUAUUAGUUUCUGAACAGAAGCCACACAUAUUUGUCCUAACAUAGACAUGUUUGACUGUGGAAAUAAGUAGUAGAGAAGUCAGUGUUGAAGGCUACCAACUGUUCCGUUGUGACAGAUUUCAGCGUAGAGGAGGAGGCACAGCAAUUUAUGUGUCAAAUGAAAUUGCGUGCUGUCAACGAGAAAUAUCCGAUGGUGUACCCCCAAAUUUUGAAAUAAUUUCAUGCAAGAUAUUUAUCAAACAAUUACCGACUCUGAACCUGUGUGUUGUCUAUCGGCCUCCUAGCUCGAAUGAAAUCGCCGAUAUGGAAUUACUUAGUGCACUGGAGUUGCUAUGUAAGCAGGAGAACUUACUACUUCUGGGUGACUUCAACGCUCCAGGAAUAGACUGGAACAUUCCCCUAACAAACGCCCCGUCCACGUCAUUUGACCACAAGCUACUUCAACUCACCCUGAAUGAAUACCUCAUUCAGCACAUAAAAUUCGGAACAAGAAUGAGAGAAGGACAACGAUCUAACUGUUUAGAUCUCGUUUUCAGUAAAGAAGAAGGACUCAUAAGGGAAGUGAAUCCACAACCUCCACUCGGUUUAAGCGAUCAUAUUGCAUUUACCGGCGUCUGCUCUAUCCUAUCGAACCAACAACCAAAAAUCAAGAGGCGCAGAAAUAUUUAGAAGGGUGACUUUAACGCAAUGAAACGUACUCUUUUGGAGGAAACCUGGUUGUUCAACACAGAAGAGUCAGACGAAUUCUGGCAGUACUUUCGCGGGAUUAUAGAGCGUCUAAUUGAUUCCCAUUGUCCCAUAAAAAUGGCAAGACCAUGUGCGCGACCGCCGUGGGUCAAACCGACGACAAAAAAGACCAUGAAGAAGAAACAGAGACUCUGGAAAAAGUAUUUGCAACUUCGAGAUCCAAGGUCAUUCGCCGAAUAUAAGGAUCAACGCAAUAAAUGCCGCAAACAAAUACGGGUUGCUAGAACUUCUUUCGAGCGCCGUCUGAUAGCAGAAUCCAUUACAUGUCCCAAUAAGUUUUACGGGUACUUCCGUAGUAGGAGGAAACAUAGGGACGAAAUUGCGUGUCUAAAGGAUAGCCUCGGAAACUUAUUAGUUGAAGGGCCACAGAAAGUGUGAUUACUGUCUCAGUUUUUUCGAUCGGUUUUUACGGAGGAGUCCCCAGAAGACAAUCAGAAGUUUGAAAUGGACCGACACAGCCAGGAGCUUCAAAUGCGCCAAGAUAUUGCCGUCAUUGAAACCGUCGCCUUUUCCGUCGAAGAAGUCAGACGCGUCCUCAGUCAAAUAAAACCUGAUAAGUCUCCUGGACCCGAUGGAAUUCCCCGACUAAUACUUAAGGAGCUAUCAACGGAGUUGUCAAAGCCUCUUUCGACUGUCUUUGACCUGUCAAUGCGAACAGGAAGGCUGCCCUCACAGUGGAAGACAGCUAACCUCGUUCCAUUGCAUAAGGGAGGUAGCAGGAUGACUGUAAGCAACUUUAGGCCUAUUAUCUUAACUUGCCUCCUUUGCAAAACGAUGGAAGCUAUAGUAAAGAGCGCUAUACAGCAGUUUUGUGAAGAAAAUAACAUCUUGCAGGAUUUUCAACAUGGCUUCCGGAGAGGACGUUCCUGCCUCUCAAAUCUGCUAGCUGGUCUGGAGAUCUGGACCAGGGCUUUAGAAGAGGGUUUUGAGGUCGAUUUCGUAUACAUCGAUUUCUGCAAAGCUUUGGACACUGUCCCGCACCAACGUCUUCUUCACAAAUUGAGCGCCAUCGGCAUCCGGGGAGAUCUUCUGAACUGAAUUAGGGCGUUUCUGGUUGGUCGGAAACAACGUGUUUGUGUCGGGGAUGAUAUGUCAGAAUGGGUGAAUGUGACCAGUGGUGGGCCGCAAGGCUCAGUUCUGGGACAAUUGUUCUUCAUCCUUUACGUUAACGACAGCCUUCAGGAACUCGACUGCGGCAAAAUAAUGUUUGCAGACGAUAUCAAGCUCUGGCAAGUCAUGAAGGGCCUAAAUGAUCAGAGAUCCCUUCAAGAUAAUCUGCACGGACUGCAAGCGUGGUCGAAGAAAUGGCUUCUAGAUUUCAAUGUGGGGAAGUGUGCCGUCCUUCACCUGCGUCCAACAAACUCUCAUUCAAAUGAGAGCCUGAGGACAUAUCACCUUAAAAAUAUAAGGCUCCCCGCAGAAUCUUCACAGAAGGAUCUCGGGGUUUGGAUACAGAACAGCCUGAAACCAACACUGCAGUGCCACAAGGCUGCAAAUCAAGGCAUGCAAUCAAAAGGGCUUUCGUAAACUUUGAGCAAGACCUUUUGGGAGAGUUUACGGCACUUUUGUUCGGCCCCAUUUAGAAUAUGGCAUACAAGCAUGGCGGCCAUGGCUAGUAAAGGACCAAGCAUGCCUCGAACGAGUACAACGGCGUGCAACAAUGCUGGUAAACGGUCUAAAAAGCCAAUCCUACACAGACAGACUGAAUUGCCUUAAUUUAUUCCCUCUGUGUUACAGGCAGCAAAGAGGUGAUCCUAUCCUCGUCUACAAGAUAAUACAUGACCUUGAGCAUGGACUUAAAUUUGAGGACAUGUUUCAGUGGCACCUUUCACCCAAUCUCCGUGGUCACUCGAUGAAGUUCCGGACAAUAAUGUCCAGGCUGAAUCUUCGUUCUGAAUUUUUCAUGCAGAGAGUAGUGGAGAAAUGGAACGAUCUCCCUCAGUCAGUCGUGGAGGCGACGUCUCUGCAACUCUUCAAGAAACGCUUGGAUGAUUAUUUGUGUCCCCUGUUUUCCCUCGAGAGUCUGAAUCUGAACUAA
Molecule: messenger RNA, 5031 nt
Organism: Spirometra erinaceieuropaei
Lineage: Eukaryota; Metazoa; Platyhelminthes; Cestoda; Diphyllobothriidea; Diphyllobothriidae
Source: the annotation of a GenBank genome assembly